AUGAAUCCCAAAGAGUGGUCGCCAAUCGACCUAGAUGUGCCCGGCUUUGGCACUCUCACUGGUCUUUGCUUCGAUAACAAUGUCUGUCAGUACAUGGGUGUCCCCUACGCAACAGUACCAGGCCGGUUCCGCCGCCCGCAGCCAGUCUCGAAACCCUGGCCCGGUGGAAAAUGGGACGGCACUAAGCUCGGGCCGUUCUGCUCACAGCCGCCCCGAGACUUUUACCCUAUCCCCAGCCCAGAAAGACCGUGGGUAGACAACCCCAAAACGAGUUCCAGUGAUUGCCUUAGCCUGAACAUAUCCGUGCCUUCCAAACCGCCCGUUAAUGCAAGCCAGGGCCACUACCCUGUCAUGAUCUUUAUGCAUGGGGGUGCUUUUGUUUACGCUGCCGGCGGUGCUGCUAUAUACGAUGGUCGUGCACUGGCUGAUAUCUCACAACAACUCAAUGAGCCGACAAUUAUCAUUUCGGUCAACUUUAGGCUUGGGGUCUUUGGCUUCUUGGCAAGCAAAGAGAUUCAAGAGUAUAACCUUGAGUUUGGCGAAAGCGGCGUUGGAAACUAUGGACUCUGGGACCAGGUUGAGGCCCUUCGCUGGGUCCAGAAAAACAUCCGCGCCUUUGGCGGAGACCCAGACAGGGUCACGCUCUUUGGCCAGAGCGCUGGAGGUGUUUCCGCCAACGUCCAUCUUCUCCGCAACGAACCACUCUUCUCGUCUACAAUCAUCCAGUCAGGGCUGCUUCCCCUCUGUGGAGUUAUGACAGUUGAACAGUAUCAAGUUGUCUACGAUAAAAUGCUCACAGAACUCGACAUUCCCACCGAACUACCACCGAGAGAACGUCUGAAGCGUCUAAUAGAAAUGGACGAGGACAAAGUCACAGCGGCCAUGGUACCCGUCUGUGUCAUUCCCGUCAUAACCUUCAGCCCGUGUGAUGACAAUGUCCUCAUCGAACAGCCCAUGCCAAAAUACAGCGACUAUUCCAGUUUUAAAGCGCCAUCUUGGUGCCAACGGAUCAUCAUUGGUGAUGUAAAGAACGAGUGCGUUAUUUGGAACAAAAGUUUCAGAUCCCUUAACUCGAAAGAGUUCACGGACAGGGUCUAUUCCUUCCUUGGCUCAAAGGAGAAAGCGGACAAACUUCUUUCCCUUUACCAAGUUGAUCCCUCAGCAAACAGUGAUGACAACUUCUGGAAGAUGGAAGAAUUUACGACACAUGGCCUCUAUUCAGCGGUGAACUGGUCAUUGAUUCGGGCAUACCCUACAGUAUAUGCAUAUCAUUUUGACGUGCCUUCUCCCUUUGACAACGACUGGAGUGGACUGGCCCAUCAUUCGCUUGACAACGUGUACAUCUGGUCUCUUCUUAGCCAGCAUCUCCCAGCUUCACAUCGCCAGGUCUCAGCUCAAAUGUCCAAGAUGUGGAUUACAUUUGCUAAUGGCAACGAUCCUUGGGAGAGGUUCGAUAAGAGUGGCAAGAUCAUGGUCUUCCAACCCGAAGAAGGCGUGCUCAAGACAGCCGAGGCAGACAGCGCACGAGGAUACAAGAAGUGGGAAGAAAUUGAGCGCAUUGGUCUCCUCAAUGACUUCUAUCGUCUGUCUGAUGAGCUUUGUAUGAGAAGAGAAGAGUUGACGAAUGCUGCAGUAGCACCAAGAGCACUUCGGGUAGAUAGCAUGGAAGCUUACGGCAUUAAACCCAAGCCAAGGGCUGCCGAUAACUAA
This is a messenger RNA of Clonostachys byssicola, 1710 nucleotides long. The record is from the annotation of a GenBank genome assembly. Lineage: Eukaryota; Fungi; Ascomycota; Sordariomycetes; Hypocreales; Bionectriaceae.